This is a messenger RNA of Cylindrotheca closterium, 624 nucleotides long. The record is from the annotation of a GenBank genome assembly. Lineage: Eukaryota; Bacillariophyta; Bacillariophyceae; Bacillariales; Bacillariaceae.
AUGAAAGCAAUAAGCGUAGCAAGCUCAAACCUUCUUCUUGCUCCAAAAGAGAGCCUUUUCAAUGAGCUAGAGAAGAAGAGGACCAAAGGUGGGAAAUCAUCGCGCUCCAGGUCUUUUGAUUCCCACCGAACCAAUGAAGAUCAAGACAAAAAGCAAAGGGUCAACGGAGGAAGAUCGUCUGGCUCCAAGUCUUCUGAUUCCCACCCAACCAGGGAAGAUCGAGAUGAAAGGAAAAGGUCCAAAGGUGGGAAAUCGUCUCGCUCCAAGUCUUCUCAUUCUUCCCAUCAUCGAGCCAAUGAAGAUCGAGAUGAAAAGAUGAACAGGACCAAAGGUGGGAAAUCAUCUCGCUCCAAGUCUUCUCAUUCCCAUCGAGCCAAUGAAGAUCGAGAGGCAAAGCAAGGGACCACAAGAGGAAGAUCAUCCCGAGCUAUAGUAGGUGCUCACAGUGCAAAGGAGUCACGCUCUAAGUCUUCUUAUUCCCAUCAAACCAGUACAGAUCAAGAGGCAAUGCAAAGAGCCGAAGGAGGAAGAUCCUCGCGUUCUGCGGUCGGUGCUCAAAUCGCUUCAAACGGGUCACGUUCAGGAGCUCGAGCUACACAGAAACCUGGACAUCAUUCUGGAUGA